This is a messenger RNA of Ctenopharyngodon idella (grass carp), 4671 nucleotides long. It is a transcript of the gene nxnl1, whose product is annotated as nucleoredoxin like 1. The record is from RefSeq and is a predicted model, not a curated record. The coding region runs from base 1052 to 1699 and encodes 215 amino acids. Gene Ontology annotation, biological process: photoreceptor cell maintenance. Gene Ontology annotation, cellular component: mitochondrion. NCBI's taxonomy places the organism in Eukaryota, Metazoa, Chordata, Actinopteri, Cypriniformes, Xenocyprididae. The transcript has 6 exons.
UAAGUAAACAACUCACUCACUUACAUGUCACUGCUUUAUGUCGUGUCAAAAUCAAACUUGAAAUGGCCUGAAAACAUGAUGACUGUGGGGGUUUUAGUGAGCAGUCAGCUUGGUGAAAUUAAAGGUACAUCUUCAUGUCUGUGACCAGUGUCUAUUAAAACAGAAUUGAAAUAAACCUAAAAAUGCACACAAACACAAACUUGAUUACAUUUAUACUUGGUUUUAAUAAAACAUGGUGUAAAAAUACAAAAUAGUUUGGUUCAAAUGAUAAUUAAAAAAACAACAACUAACAAACAGCUCUCUGCAGAUGUAAUUAAACCUCCCUGGAUCAGUACGGAGUCAUUGUUAAUCUCACAGCAUGAACAGUAUUAGUAGGAGAGAAACCCGAGAGCUCAGGUGAAACUCUCAUGACUUAUUCUGCAUGUGUAUUAUUGAAUGUAUUAUUGUCAUUUCCCAUUUAAAUCUCAUCCAUAUAUCCAUCAAUAUCAUUUUGCCAAGCCAUUGUUGUCCCUGCUCUCUCUCUCUAUUGGAUUAUUAAGGCCUUGGUGUAUUUUCAGCCAAGAAGGCUUAUGGGAUCUCUGACAUGACCAUAAUCCUUCCUGAGUGCGACAUGAUUCUUUUUUCACCAUUAAAGCAAAACAAAAAUGCAUUUUUGAAACUCAGCGAUGCAUUCGGCAGAUGCUUUGCUUUUGAUAGUUCAUUCAAUUAUCGUAUGUCAGAUUAAACACCCCAAGAAGACUAAUCUCUCACUCUCACUCACUUUCCACUCUCUCUCUCUGUCUCUCAAUAGGAUUAUGACGAAGGGUUGGUGUAGAUUAGGUGGUCUGUUCGCUGUAUCCUCAGAUCUCUCUGACUGCAGAGUAAAUAAACAGUGACUGAACGAUGUGAGACACUGUCUGGUGUCGCUUUAACCUUGUAGUCUAAUCUCUGUGAACGCGGCAUGUGCUGAAGGGAAACAACGACACGGUCAACUUGCCGGACCUCGUUCAUCUGAACUCAUGAUCGGUUCGGUUCUGAACAACAGCCAGACUCAGUCACUGAAGAAGCUGUCAUGGUGGACCUGUUCCUGGGGAAGGUUCUGGUGAAGAACAACAAAGACAAAGAUGAGCUGGACACCGAGCGCGAGAUCAUCCUGCGGCUCCAGAACCGCAUCCUCAUGCUGUUCUUCGGCUCGGGCGAGUGCGAGAAGUGUCAGGACUUCGCGCCGACGCUCAAAGACUUCUACAAGAAGCUGACGGACGAGUUCUACGUGGAGCGAUCGGCCCAGCUGGUGCUGCUGUACAUCUCGCUGGACUCGUCCGAGGAGCAGCAGGAGAAGUUCCUGAAGGAGCUGCCCAAACGCUGCCUGUUCCUGCCCUACGAAGACCCCUACAGGAAGGAGCUGGGGGUGAUGUUCGAGGUGCAGGAUCUGCCCAGGGUGGUGGUGUUGCGUCCGGACUGUUCCGUCUUAACGCCCGAUGCCGUGGCGGAAAUCUGCAAUCUGGGGCCAGACUGUUACCGCAACUGGCAGGAAGGGGCGGAGCUGAUCGACAGGAACUUCAUGAUGAACGAGGAGUUCGAUGAGGGAAAAAUGCGCAGUAUGACCGACCCCAUCCGACGAGUCAAAUACAAGGUGGAGGACAAGAAGAAAAAGAAGAACAACAAAAAAGAUGAGGACGAAGAUGAAGAUGGAAAUGGUGGAGGAGGACCUUGGGGCUGAUAUCUGAACAUUUGCUUUGGAUUGGCUGACGCAUAACAUUAGUGAUAUGGACAGAAGCCACGAGUAAACGCUGUAGAGACACAGUUGAGUAAAUGUCACUGGACAGAUGAAAUAUCAAGGCUGAAAUGGGAAGAUGGAUGGUCUACAGCAGAAGUUCUCAAUGAUUUUGACUCCUAAGCUCAUCAUUGUUCACAACAUCGGCUGUAAAAACAAAUGUUUUUAAUUUACAGAAACUGUCCACAGAUUAAAAUGACGAAAUUAUUAUAAAUCAAAUAAUUGAAUUUCAGGAUUCCAACCGUGACAGGAACAGAAUGUUCUUCAGUUUUCCCGCACUUUUCAACCAAUGAAUUUCACUGACUCUUAUAUAUUCCUCAUAUAUCCAGGUUUUCUGAGAGAAUCCGGCACUGUAAAAAUGGCCAGGAUUUACAGGAUUAUUUUACAAUGAUGUAGUCAGAAAUUUACUGUGAAAUAAAUGCAUGCUGGGUUAUUGUCUGCCAAAUUACUGUGAACAUAAUGCAAUUAUUAACCUGGAAUAUACUGUAAAUUCACACUAAUAUUUUUAACAGUGUGGGAAUAACUGUUGUUAAAGGGUCUGUCAUUGCUAAAUGAUUGACACUUGUGCUCAGUUUCUCAAUUCCAGGAUCAAUCACUGCUUUUCAAAUACUUCUAAGAUUAUUUUUAACUCUCUGAUUUUUGUAUUUCCAGAUUAUAGGUGUAUAUGAAUGAUUUUAAUACUAUGAGGACACUAAGAUGGCUGGUGUGAUGUAAAUCUCAGCAAAACCUCUUUUUUGUUUUAAUCACACAUGCUUUUAUCAACACUUGCGUUACUAGUAAACUCUGAAAAUACAAAGAAUUUGAUUUUGAGUGUUACAUCUAUUCACAUUUUUUUUUCAAUGCGUAAAAGAUUUUAGGUUUGAAUUUAUACAAGUGAAAAACGUGAAACCACCGUGUCAUUAAUUUAAAGUGCCUUUUUAUGUUGGUCUUAUCAGAGUCAGGUUUAAUAGUGUUUUACACAUAGGCUACAUAACAAAAAUGAUGAAUAUAUAAGUAGACAUCACAAUUAAUAUUAAUGUCUUUCUAAUUUUGUCUUAAAUUAUAGUAAAUAAACUAAACCACUGACUAACAAAAUGUUUCCAGUUUUAUCUUAAAGAAUCAUGACAUGGAUUUUUUUUUUUUUUAAAUUAUUAUUUUAAUAGAUUUUGAGGUUCACUUUUAAGUGAACCUCAAAAUUUGUUUUUUUUUUUUUUUUUUGCACAAUAUAUAUAGAGAGAGAAAGAAAGAUCUUCAGCUCGUCCAGAAUACGUCACCUCACGUUUGUUGAUUAAAAAAAGCUAUAAGAUAUCUUUCUUUUAGACAACACUUCUUUUCUUCUUCUCUGAUAGAUGUUGUUCAUUUUAUGAAUGCGGAAAACGCAGGCACUGUCCAAUGGCUCAGACUAAAUACUUGGGGUUUCGAGUCUGACUACAGCACGAGGGCGUGGCUUAUUCGCAAGUUCAAGGAGCAUGCGCCGUUUACAUGCUCCCGGAAGACCGCAAACUUCAAUAGUAAUCGCGCAGAAGCCCUCGUUGUGUUUGUUUCAUUUUUACUCAUUUAAAACAAGAAUGAUAUUACUGUGUUAAACGUUGAAAAAAAAAAAAAAAAAAGCUCAUUUGGCAUUUGCGAAUAAUGUUUUAUAAUACUGUAAAAUCACGUGACACUGUUGCUUGGUGUCAAGGGCACGUGACGUUACACUACCAGUGAAAAGUUUGGAAACAUUACUAUGUUUAAUGUUUUUGAACGAAGUCUCUUAUGCUCAUUAAGGCUGCAUUUAUUUCAUAAUAAUAUUGUGAAAUAUUAAUACAAUUUAAAAUUAUGGUUUUCUAUUUUAAUAUACUUUAAAAUAUAAUUCAUAUCAAUAUAUCAUUCUAAUAUGAUGAUUUGAUACUCAGUUAUUAUCAAUGUUGAGAACAGUUGUGUUGCUUAAUAUUUUUUUGGAAGCUGUGAUACUUUUUUCAGGAUUCAUUGAUGAUUGUUUCGAAGCCUCGACACAUCACGGAACAUUUGCUUCAACUGCUUCAGUGUUUCACGAAGCCUCGAUCUGCCCAUCACUAAAGUGAAUAAGAACUGGUGACAACUUAAAACAAUGUACACAAUGUUUCAAGGUCGCCUGGCAAGACCGGUCUAGUCUCCGAGUUCUUGUAAUGUGCAAAUCGUUAUGGGAAGUCAAGGUGCAUAUUUCUAGAGAAACCUUCAGUGAAAGCGAAACCCAAAAACGAAUUAAGUAGCUACAAGGAAGUGCAGACACUAGACACGAAAUUUUGUUCAACCAGAGACAAUGGCCACUACUAAAAGAGUGAUUUAUAACACACUUCAGAAACUUAAGAGUGAUGAACUCACAGAAUUCAUCUGGUACCUGGAGAAUCCUACAGAAGGCAUCAAGCCUAUUCCUGAAUCAAAGCUUGAGAAUGCUAGUCGUCAUGAAGUUGUGAAUGUCAUGGUACAGCAGUACACUAAUGAGGCUGGGACUAUUGCAGUCAAAACGCUGCGCGACAUUAACCAAAAUGAUCUCGCAUUCGAACUUGAGCAGAAACUUCAGGGAGAUGUUCCUGCUGGAGGUGGAGCUUCAUCCAGUGGGACAUCUGUAACUCCUCAGACCACUGGAGUUACAAUGUCGAUAAAAUCAUCCAAUGGAGGAAUCGUAAAUGCCCCUCUUAUACAUGGUUGUGUUGUUAAUGGCUCAGUGAACUUGAACAGCAAAGAUCAACCUUAGGUCGGUCUGUCUGUCUGUCUGUCUAUCUAUCUAUCUAUGUCAUGUCAGCUAUAACUGUGCUAAAACUACUUAAAAGUACUUCAUCUUUAUUUGCCACAACCAAGUAUAAAGCAUGUAAUAUGCAUAAAUGUUUAACAUUGUUAGCAAAUGUUUUUAACUAUGUAUUUACCUUUCUUUAGUGUCUUUGUUUCAACAUAAUGUAAUAAAAAAUAACAAAAAACAA